UCUCAUUUGGCCCCGCUCAGCCACCGUGACUCGCCUUUGCGCAUGUGCAGGGUGAACGGCAGAGAAGGUGAAGAUGGCGGCGCCCAGGUCUGCAGCUCUGGGAGUCCGGUGGCUGCAAAGGGCAACCCGCGGCAUGGUGCCACUGGGGUCAUGGAGAGCCUUCCAUAUGACCAAGGACAUGCUGCCGGGGCGGUAUCCUAGGACCCCAGAGGAACGCGCCGCGGCCGCCAAGAAGUAUAAUAUGCGCGUGGAAGACUACGAGCCGUACCCGGAUGAUGGCAUGGGGUAUGGCGACUACCCGAAGCUCCCUGACCGCUCACAGCAGGAGAGGGAUCCAUGGUACGAAUGGGACCACCCAGACCUGCGGUUGAACUGGGGCGAAACGAUCCACUGGGACCUAGACAUGUAUAUCAGGAAUCGUGUGGACACAUCCCCUACACCUGUUUCUUGGGAUGUCAUGUGUAAACAUCUCUUCGGCUUCGUGGCCUUCAUGGUUUUCAUGUUCUGGGUUGGGGAUACUUUCCCUUCCUACCAGCCUGUGGGGCCGAAGCAAUACCCUUACAAUAAUCUGUACCUGGAAAAAGGCGGUGAUCCUGCCAAAGAACCUGAGCCGGUGGUUCACUAUGAGAUCUGAGGAGGCUUCAUGGGCUUUCGUGCCCUCUGACUAGGACUCCCUCAUUCCUAGAGGUUUAACCUUAAUGAGAUCCCUAAUAAAACUCAGUACCAUG
Molecule: messenger RNA, 728 nt
Organism: Microtus oregoni (creeping vole)
Lineage: Eukaryota; Metazoa; Chordata; Mammalia; Rodentia; Cricetidae
Gene: Ndufb8
Product: NADH:ubiquinone oxidoreductase subunit B8
Exons: 5
Coding region: 74-634 (186 amino acids)
Biological process (GO): mitochondrial electron transport, NADH to ubiquinone
Cellular component (GO): mitochondrion
Source: RefSeq, a predicted model, not a curated record